UGUAAAAAUCCUUAGAUAAAACGAUUUAGGUAUUAUCUCAAACUUGCUGUAACUUAUGGCGAUGUGUAAGUGACUCUGGUGUGACUUCCAAGAUAAUCCCUUGUUACAGUUCUCUUUCUGGUUGGAGUUAUGUAUUCCUCUUCGACAACUACGUCUCUGGCUGGCAAUGGGGAGUCAUAAUGGUAGGUCACAGUGUAAUCUCUGUCGUAAUGUCUUCUGUAAGAUGGGUAGUUGUAGUAAGAGCUGUAGUAAGAAUGUCUUGGGUAACUGAUGGCAUUAUCAACAGUUGUAGUUGUAGAACUUCCAUAAAGCCCAUGAGUGGUGGUCGUCGUUGUGGUAGAAGGCCUGUCAUAAUAGCGACUGUAAUAGCUUCUGUAGUAUGGGGUAUGGUAUGAUGUGUAUGAUGAAUAAUAUGGGGAAUAAGAGCUGUAAUAGUAAGACAUCUCUAUCAAUUCUAAAUAAAUUUUAAU
Messenger RNA from Moneuplotes crassus, 470 nucleotides. The record is from the annotation of a GenBank genome assembly. Lineage: Eukaryota; Ciliophora; Spirotrichea; Euplotida; Euplotidae.